Molecule: messenger RNA, 1878 nt
Organism: Pieris napi
Lineage: Eukaryota; Metazoa; Arthropoda; Insecta; Lepidoptera; Pieridae
Exons: 3
Coding region: 1447-1878 (143 amino acids)
Biological process (GO): regulation of transcription by RNA polymerase II
Cellular component (GO): transcription regulator complex; nucleus
Source: RefSeq, a predicted model, not a curated record
UCUAAACAUAAAUAAAGAUUUUCAUUUUUGAAGGCAAUGUGGUAAAUUACUUGGACCCUUCGCCAUACCGCUACCUACAGCUUUGAAAACGCCGUCGAAUCCUUCACAGAUUCGGAAAAACGGAUAUUAAGAAAACGUUGCAUCGAUUUUACAGUAAAACUAAUAAAAGAAUUGCAACAACGGCUUCCUGAGAAUGUUAAAAUUCUUAAAGAUAUGAAUGUGAUGAGUGUCACACAGGCUUUAAAAUCGAACAAAGGCAUCGUCGAGGUUAUAAAGUUGGCAGAGCACUUUGGGCAGAAUCCAGAAACCAUUGAUAAAAUAGUUAACCAAUGGAAAAGUAUUAACAAUAAUAAAUGGGAAAAUGUAACUGACACAUUGAAGUUUUGGGUAGAGGUAUCUGAAUAUAAAGAUGCAAACAAUGAAAAUCCCUAUAAUGAACUAGUUUCAUUGGCAUUUAUAUUACUAUCAUUGCCGCAUUCUAACGCCGAUGUUGAGAGGGUGUUCAGUUCAAUGAACAUUUUAAUAAAUAAACUGAGGAAUAAAAUGAAUUUGGACACAUUGAAUUCACUUCUUCAUAUCCGAACAGGGCUCAAAAACUUAAAUAAAAAUUGCCAUACAUAUGAAAUUCCCCAAGAAGUUCUUAAAAAAAUUGGCAAAAAAGAUAUGUACACAUUUAAAUUGAAAAAGUCUGACAGCGAAGAACCUUCCACUUCCACGGUGACUUCAGCGUCAGUACAACGAGAAGCAGAAUCAGCAGUAGAGACAGACGAUAGUGAAGAUGAUUGGAUGUAGUUAUAAAUAAUUAUUAUCAUAUUAAACCAAAAUUAAAUUAAUUAUAUCUUUUUUUUUCAUGUCUAAAAAAAUAGCACUAUUUUUGAUAUUUUUUAUCAAUCUAGCACUAUUUGAGACGUCAUUUAGCACCUACCUAAGAGAUCGAGUUGGCAACACUGGUAUUCGCUCGGCGCUCAGUGUGGACGCUUGUUUUUGUGUUUGAGGCGAGCGCGUCGAAUUCCCCGAGUUUUAAUUACGUUUACUUUUUCUGUUAUUUGAAAAAUGAGUGGCUUGUGGGAUAUCGAGACUUGUUUAACUUUAAUUGAUAUGUAUGAAUCAAAGAGGGUGCUAUGGGAUAGUACAUACGAAGAAUACUAUAAUCGCAUAAAAAUAGAAUAUGCUUGGCGUGAUAUCAGUGAAACAUUAAACAUUAGUGUAGACGAUGUAAAAAAAAAUUGUAAGCUUGACAGGUUCAUUUAGACGAGAACGGCGCGCACGUUACGACGUGACAAUUGGGUGACAUUUUUGUCCGCCAACCAGCGGACAAGCCCGUGACGAAACUGUCACCACGCCGCUAGGUUUUUAUAGCAGCGCGCGCACGGGCAACAAAAUUGUCACUCAAAACGUAGUUCUUCCGCCAUUUGCAUUCGAACCGUCGUCUUUAGCGAACGCAAAAUGGCGUCAACGUCUACGCAAAACGUGAAAGUGCACGAAGAGGAUAUCGAUAAUGAUUUACUUAUUGAAGAAGUUGAAAAAAGAGCAUUAAUUUACGAUAAAAAGCUGAAAGAGUAUUCAGAUUCUAAUUUGAAAAUUAAAGCAUGGGAUGAAAUCAGUCGUAUAAUAUUUUCUACAGUUUGGGGUACGUUGUCGUCACAAGAAAAAACUGAAGCUGGUAAACUUGUACAAAAACGAUGGAAGAAUUUAAGGGCUUGUUUUUCACGUGAGCUACGUGAGCAAAAAUCUGGCCAGGCCGCUACAAAAAGAAGAAAGUACAAACAUUUUGACCAACUUUUAUUUCUUAUCCCAAGCAUGGAUACCCGAGAAACCUCAGGAAAUGCUGAUUCUGUAGAGGAAAUUGCUUGCGAAGAAGAUAGGAUGCCAGUGUGA